Molecule: messenger RNA, 743 nt
Organism: Phalaenopsis equestris
Lineage: Eukaryota; Viridiplantae; Streptophyta; Magnoliopsida; Asparagales; Orchidaceae
Product: dehydration-responsive element-binding protein 2C-like
Exons: 1
Coding region: 238-720 (160 amino acids)
Biological process (GO): positive regulation of DNA-templated transcription; response to stress
Cellular component (GO): nucleus
Molecular function (GO): transcription cis-regulatory region binding; DNA-binding transcription factor activity
Source: RefSeq, a predicted model, not a curated record
CAUUAAACCUGACCCGCCCAGCCCAAUUGACACUAUCUUCUACGUUCAUGGUUUCCUUCCUCCCACCAGCCACACCACAUAUACCCUUCUUCAACGUGUCACCCCCCGCCAUCCGAACUCGUGGAACAGACCUCCUCGUCCCAUCUGUACUCACACCCGCCCAUCACCCCCUCUUUAAAUCCCCUUCCCCCCACCUCUCAAACACACAAACACCUUCUCCGCAUUCAACCUCCUCCCAUGGCAGCCAUGCCCGAUCCAGCCGACAAGAAGCGCAAAUGCUGUCCCCUGCGUCGAUCGAGGAAAGGUUGCAUGAAAGGAAAGGGCGGACCCGAAAAUCCCUUCUGCACCUACCGCGGCGUCCGGCAAAGAACUUGGGGCAAAUGGGUCGCCGAGAUCCGCGAACCUAAUCGUGGCGCUCGGCUCUGGUUGGGAACCUUCGAUUCAUCCCUCGAAGCCGCGCGCGCCUAUGAUCUCGCCGCCCGAUCGCUUUACGGAGACUGCGCUCGCCUCAAUCUUCCGCAUGAAUUUCCCUCCGCCGCAGCGAAGCAGCAGCCGGGGAGAUCAUCGAGGUCGGCGGCGGGGGCUGGGUUGGAUGAUUUGGAUGAGUAUGUGAUGAGUUUACCGAAAGCGGAGGAUUUUGGUCUGGAUGCGUUUCGGGAGAUUCGGAUGGAGGUGGAUGGGGAUUUUAUGGAAACGGCUCAGUUGUCGUGGGGCUCUUGACGACGACGGGUCUGGGUGUGGUG